Molecule: messenger RNA, 3655 nt
Organism: Oppiella nova
Lineage: Eukaryota; Metazoa; Arthropoda; Arachnida; Sarcoptiformes; Oppiidae
Source: the annotation of a GenBank genome assembly
AAAACGUGUCAUAAAAUGAAUGCCUUUUUGUUGGAGAAGUGAAUGCCGUAUGGGAUCACCUCUGGAGACAAAGUAACCACUAAUCCAUUCAUUUGUAUUACUCGUCCACUGCUGUCACUGACACCAGACAUCUGAAGAAAUGCCGAUUUAUUUCCAUCGCCUCGAGAACGCCCUCAAGAGAGCCAACGAGUUCAUAGAUGUGGGCAAAAAGCCGCGGGCGCUGGAGAUCCUGUGCGAUGUCCUGCGGUCGCGAAAGCACAGGACGUGGCAGAAGAAGCACGAAGACAUUAUGAUUAAAUACCUGGAACUGUGUGUUGAGCUCAAGAAGUCAUAUGUGGCCAAAGAAGGCAUAUAUCAGUACAAAAUCAUAUGCCAACAGACGUACAUCAACUCCUUCGAGGACGUGGUCCGCAAAUACCUCGAAAUGGCUGAAGAGAAGGCACAGUCGGCGCAGAAGGAGAGCAAACAGUCGGUCCUCGAUGUGGACGACUUGGACAACGCGCAGACACCCGAAGACAUUCUGCUGAGCGCUGUUAGCAAUGAGGACACACAGGACCGCACCGACAGAGUUGUUCUCAUCCCGUGGGUUAAGUUCUUGUGGGAGUCGUAUCGCCAGUGUUUGGAUCUAUUGAAGAACAACUCGCGAACUGAGCGCCUAUACCAUGACGUGGCACACCAAGCCUUCAAAUUCUGUAUUAAAUAUAACCGGAAGACUGAGUUCCGCAAACUGUGUGACAAUCUUCACACCCAUUUGGAUAUAUUGAAGAAACAACAGCAACAGAACCAAGCGGUCGGUCAUCAGCAGCAGAACGCCAUUAACCUGAACUCACCCGAGAGUCAGGCCAUGCAUUUGGAGACCAGACUCGUGCAGUUGGACUGCGCUAUUCAGAUGGAGUUAUGGCAGGAGGCCUACAGAGCCACCGAUGACAUCAAGCGCUUUGGUCUCAUGAAUCUGACCAAAAAGCCACCGAAGCCUCAGCUGAUGGCUAAUUAUUACCAGAAGUUGGCGCUCGUCUUCUGGAAGGCCAACUGUCCGCUCUUCCAUUCGGCCGCACUCUUCCGGUUAUUCCAUUUGUCCAAAGAGUUGCGCAAAAACAUCACUCAAGAGGACAUCCAGAAGAUGGCUACCAAAGUAGUGACGGCCACUCUUGCCAUACCUAUUCCUCCCAAUAGGGCUGAGAUCGACAAACUGGUCGACACUGAAGAGAAUGUCAUUGAAGGACAUCAGCGAAACUUAGCUUCACUUCUGGGCCUCACAUCAAAUGUGCCGACAAGAGGUUCAUUGAUUAAAGACCUCAAACGCAUGGGUGUCCUUCAAUUCGCGGCGCCUAAGCUUCAGGACUUGUAUCGAUUCCUCGAAAUUGAUUUCCAUCCACUGGUUCUCUGCAAUCGAGUGCAACAAGUGAUUGAUUAUAUCAACGAAACCACAGAAUAUCCGGAACUCAAACAAUACACGAAUGCUCUGAAAGACGUGACGGCAAUGCGUUUAUUGAAAGAAGUGUCUCAAGUCUACCAAACCAUUGAAUUCAAGAGACUUCUAGAGCUCUGCCCUUUCGCUAGUUUUACGUAUUUGGAGAAAGUGGUUGUGGAGGCGGCGCGAAGGAACGACCUCCAGGUGCGCAUUGACCACAGGAGGGGUUGCCUUAUAUUCGGCACUGAAUUGCGUGUCUCGACCGGCGAAGAGGUGAUCGAAGGGCCGCACUUGCAGUCGAUGCCGAGCGAACAGAUCCGCAAACAAUUGGUUAAUAUGUAUUCAACGCUACAAAAGGCGAGAAAUAUGAUCGAACCCGAGAGGCUUAAGAACCAGAGGGAGGACAUGAAGCGCAAGAUCAUGAAGGCCUACAGAAUCAGUGCUCACGAGGAACACAAACAAGUGCUGAGACGACAGGGAAUUAUUGAAGAGAGAAAAGAAGAGUUGGAAAGACUUGGACUCAGACGGGAAGAGGAGGAGAGACGUAAAGUAGAGGAACAACAGCAGAGGAUUAGAGCCGCGGAGGAGGAGAGGAUGGCUAUCGAGAAGAAGGAAAGAGAACAACAGAUGAAACUAAAACAAGACAUUGAGAUAAAGAAACAGAUGGCAAAGGAUCAGAUUUCUAUGAUUAAGGGUUCACUCACAGGAAAUCUGCUUGAGAUGGAUGACGAAGAGUUGGCUAAACUUAGACCCGAAGACAUUCACUCACGAAGAAUAGAACAGUUGGAGAAAGAAAGAAGAGAUCAAUUGGCGAAACAGCGUAAACUCGAGCGCAAAGUGGAUCACUUGGAACGCGCCAAACGACUUGAAGAGAUUCCACUUCUGGAGAACGAUUUAGAAGAAUGGAAAGUGAAAGACAGCGAACUCUGGGAUCAGAUGGAAGACGAACGCAUUAAAGACAUUAAAGAGGAGAGACUUUUGGCUCUUCAAUGCAGAGAUCGCUUCCGACGAGUUCUCGACGACAAAGAGAUAUUUGCGAAGAAAAUCAUUUCUGAAAGACAUUCAGUUUUUGUCGAAAAGUUGGAAAAAUUCGAGUCCGACCUCACGGGUGAACGCAAACGUCGUUUGGAUGCCAGACGUGAGAAACGCAAGAAAGAGAGGAAAGAGACGUUUUAUGCGGAGAAAGAGGCGGAAGAGAAGAGGAUUAGGGAUGAAAUCCAACGGAAGGCUGAGGAGGAAAAGGCCGCCAAAUAUAAGGAACAAUUGGAGAAACAAAGACAGAGAGAACAAGAAGUGGAAGAGAAACAGAGACAGAAGGAGUUGGAAAGGGAUCAAAGGGAACAGGAGGACAGACAGAAACGACAGCGCGAUUUGGAUACAGAGGACAGACAUCCCCGCGAGGAAAGAGAAAGAGACUCCGAGAGAGACAAUUGGCGGCGUUCCGGACCCGAUCGACGUAUUCCCGCUGACGGUCCCAAUAGAGGGCCGGCCGACGACGAGAGCGCACCCAAUAAAGGCGAACGAAAUCAAGAUAGAAGACCUCCGCCUCCUUCCAGAGCCGACGAAGAGAAUGAUUGGCGCCGAGACAGAGGGCCGGCACGAGAGGCACCUAAUUAUGAGAAGAAUGUGGACCGAAAUGUGGAUCGAAAUGUGGACCGAAAUGUGGACCGAAAUGUGGACGCAGAGGAUGACUGGCAUGAAGUCGGAAAACACGACCGAAAAGCCAAUCGUAACACAAGAGCUGAUGAGGAGAACAAUUGGCGUCGAGGAGGAGGAGGAGGAGGUGUCGGCACGAAUCGGGACGAACGCAGAGGAGAGGAUCGCAACUUUGGUCGCAGUGAUGAUCGAAAUCGCAAUUUUGAUCGAAACCGCAAUUCUGACCGACCUUUCGAUCGCACUUCAGACCGAAACCCCAAUAGAGAUGCGGACAGAAGAGGUCCUCCGAUGCAGUCGCGUGGAGACAGAGAAGGCAACAGAGAGGAGGCGUCCGAUUGGCGCAGUAAAGGUGGCGAACGAAGAGCGCCGUUGUCUCAAAACCGCGACCGCGUGGAGAGACCUCCGCGUGAUUCUGACAAUUGGCGCGAUGACAGAAAGGCUGGUCCGCCGCCCACUCAGUCGAGUGGCGACAGAGACAGCAAAGACUGGCGUAAAUCAGGAGAAAGAAGGGCUCCGAUGACUGCUCCGCGCGGAGGAGACAGAGACAGAGACCGAGAUGCCAGGGAUACCGGCGGCAGUUGGCGUUAG